AAUCCCUCCCAUUUUUAUUGGCCAAAAAAUAAUUCAUAAAACAUUAUAAAUUUGUGUCCCCAAAUCUGAAAGACACGUUAUUAUCUUUCUCUAAUGAACACAGUCGAAGGAUGCACUUUUCUAUGAAGAACAGAUCAAAGAGCUGAAGCUAAAGUGUGAAGAACUAAUCAAAGAGCUGAUGAUAAGUCUCUUUGUCAAAGAUGGGCUGAAGCUAUGUCUCUUCGUCAUGCUGUUCUCUCAGAUUUCUCGCUGAAGUGUUUCUCUUUGAAGAACACGAUUUUUGUCAUAGUUCUUGAUGAAAACACAAUUUUUUUGGUGUAGGUUUUAUCAGGCUGUAAAGAAGUUUGCAAGUGACUUGAUAAAGGAGCAUGAUGCCUCUGCUCAUCCCUCAGUUGAAAACGCCAUUGAGGGUAGUCAAGCAAAGAAGCAAGACACAAAGGUUUCAAGCAGCGAGCAAAGUUCAGAAAAUCAUAAAUGUAGUUUGCCUCUAGCUAUAGCUUCUACAGUUAAUUAACAAUAUCAAGAAGAUUCACGAUAAAGAGAAUGAAACAAAAUAAGCUACAUAAAAGAAAAGUGGAAAAAAAUAAUUUACCUGCUGUAUUUGAAUGAGGCACAGAAAAGAGAAGCAGAUUAAUGAACAAUGAGAUUUUGCUGGAGACAUUUAUAUGGAUCAUUCAAGAAUCUGAAAAGGUUUUGGAUCAACUGAUAAUAAAAGCAAUAAGUUUAGCGUGGGAAAGAGGGCUGCUUCAAGGGACGCUGAACAGAAACGCUGGUACACUGAUUGAGGGACGCUGAACAGACAUUUUUUGAGAAUUAAAUUAGUGUUCUGAUCAUCAGCAAUUUUUUAAAUUAAUUAAUAUUUAAAUAACAUUGUAGGGACAAAAAGAUUGUGCAUUACGCACUGUGUAUCAACUUCAAAUUUGCUUUCUGUACAGACAUGAUAUACGUUCAGGUAUAUGUUUAAUGGUCUGAAAUCCAUCUGAAAAUGACACUUUGGAAAACCACAGCCCUCAAAGCUCGGGUAUGAAGGGUCUGCUCCUCUAUCCUUCUCCACUUAAAAAUACUAAACUUAGUUCAUUUGGUGCAGGUUAGAAUGUGUGACAUUAGAUUAGCAAUCUGUUGUCUUUAAAAAUGAUAAGGACUACCUGAUACUGUUACACAUAGCACACGGUUUUGUACAGAAUAUAUUUACCUCGAUUCUUGUGUGAUUACACUGGGUAUGUUGUUGUUUACAAUGUUACGCUGAGCGCUAACUUCUUCUCAUUGUUAACAUACAGAAGAUAUUUUCGGUUUUAGAAUUUGUGAAUAGUUUAUUGAGAACUCUGUCUAAUUUGUUUUCUCACACUUCCAGUGAUGGAGAACAUUUCGUGAUCAAGAAAAUACAUGUGUUUUCCACGGUGGAUGGCUUUGUAGAGAUAACUGAGUCGUUGAUGGACAUGAUAAAGUUCAUUUCAAACGACCCCUCAGUGGGGCUUUUCUAUGUUCAACAGCAUACCCACACUGCAGUGCCCAACCUCAUCAAUCUCACUAGCAAAAUUGAUGGAAAAUCUCGUCAAGCGACUUUGGACACAGCAGAUUCAAAGGAUUCUAUCGUCAUGGUCAGGUCAAUGAAAGAGAGUGGAUUCUCAAUUGCUAACGAAAUGAUGAAUACUCUCAGACAUUCUCUAGCUGUUGUGUCUGAGACGAAGCUCAGAAAUGGAUCUUUAAGAAGACCAUGUUCAAGUUACCGUAUUAGGAAGAACUAUCCGUUGAAUCCUGCUACUUGGGGUCGAAAAACAGGUCCAGAACAAGAUGGUGAGGGCAAUGCUGAUUAUAUUUCACAUGUUUUCAAGUCAUCAAAAGAAAAAGCUAGUAGCUUCAAAUGGCCUCAUAUGGAUGCCUAGAAUCUAAACCAUCCAAGAAUGAUGAGCCAUCUGUGACCUGUUCUAAUGAUGACGCGACGUUACCAGCAGAUGACGGCUCUUGCAUCAGAGGUCAACAACGAUGAAAGGUUGCUGUUCUCAAGCCAAACUGAUGUUUGUUUUACAAGACGUAUGUGUGUAAGUAAGUGAAAACAUGAAAAACCAUCUCCCAUGAUCGAAUUUUGUCCCCAGAAGUAAGCUUGAUGUAGCUUUGAACUUGAAACAAUUCUUUUUGUUUGGACGCGAUUUUACAUAUACCACGUUUUGAUGGAUCUUUGUUCUA
Messenger RNA from Solanum pennellii, 2184 nucleotides. RefSeq lists its product as uncharacterized. The record is from RefSeq and is a predicted model, not a curated record. The transcript is spliced from 3 exons. The coding region runs from base 1431 to 1883 and encodes 150 amino acids. Lineage: Eukaryota; Viridiplantae; Streptophyta; Magnoliopsida; Solanales; Solanaceae.